GAGAGAAAGCUCCGCCUCUCUCCCCCGGCUCUGGAAAUGCAGGCAGCCAGGAGGAAUUCUCAGGCCCCCAGAGUCCGGGGGCCACGGCUCCUGGGCAUCUGCGGAAGACCCACACGCCCCUCACUCCUGCAGCUCUGCCCCGCGCUCUGCGCAGCCUGGCGCGGACGCUAACUGAAACGCGAACCCUGAACCGCGCCCUGGAGGGGCUGGGGAGACACAGCGGAGGGGGUGGAGCUCUACACGCCGGGGGUCUCUCUAGUUCCCCAGGAGACCUCUGGGGGUAGGGUCCUCGUCUGUCUGCCUGGCUUUGUCUGUCUGUCUGUCUGUUGUGGCCUCUCUGGCAGGGAUAAGACGAGGUGGGGCAUCACUCGUCUUUGUCUAGCAGUGGUCUGUGGUUGACUCUGCCAAACGUUCUCAUCUCUGCCUAUUUCUAUCUCUGCCUCUUUGACCUGACUUACCUGUUUGUCUGUCUGCCCUCAGGUGUGUGUGUGUGUGUCUGUGUGUGUGCCUGUGUAGGGGGUGGGUUCUCGCCAAGGUCUGCCCCUUCCUUCACCUCUCUCCGCACACCCCGAGAGCGGCCGAGAGCCGCGGCGCGGAGUCGGAGGCCGGGUUGCGGGCGGGAGCCCUUCCGACCCCCGGCGGGACCCGGACAGCGCGUCCCAGCUGGAGCGCCCCUCGCGCCCCCUCCCGGCGUGGGCGCCGCCCCGGAGCGCGAACUGGCGGCGGGGGCGGGGCCGGCCGGCCACUCGGGGCCCGCCCCCCGCCCGCCCCCUCCGCGGCGCCCCGCCUCCCGGCCCGCCCCCUCCCCGGCGCCCCGCCGCCACGCACUGAGCAUCCUGGACGCCGCGGCCGCAGCACCGCCAAACUUUGCCGGGAGCCGGAGCUGGCGCCGGCGCGGCCAGGAACCAGCGGAGACCUGGAGAGGGAGAGAGGCUGGAGGGACCCGAGUUUCCUUCUGCGUUAUCCGUGUGGUUCUGGCUGCAGCCUUGCAGGUGGGGUAAUUGGAGUCCUGGCUGUUUACCCAAGCUCCACCCAGCCCAGCAAGCAAGAGCCCGGGGAAUGAGCCAUAGCCGUAGGCUGCUCUUGUACCAAUGACCUGUCUCAAUUCCUCCUCCGACUUAGAAGACAAGAUGUGUGAGGGGAACAAGACCACCAUAGCCAGUCCCCAACUGAUGCCCCUUGUGGUAGUCCUGAGCACCAUCUCCUUGGUCACAGUGGCACUCAACCUGCUGGUCCUGUAUGCUGUGCGGAGCGAGCGGAAGCUACACACUGUGGGGAACCUGUACAUCGUCAGCCUCUCGGUGGCAGACCUGAUUGUGGGAGCUGUUGUCAUGCCCAUGAACAUCCUCUACCUCUUCACGUCCAAGUGGCCCCUGGGCCGGCCUCUCUGCCUCUUUUGGCUUUCCAUGGACUACGUGGCCAGCACAGCAUCCAUUUUCAGUGUCUUCAUCUUGUGCAUUGAUCGCUAUCGCUCAGUCCAGCAGCCCCUCAGAUACUUGAGGUAUCGUACCAAGACCCGAGCAUCAGCCACCAUCUUGGGGGCCUGGUUUCUGUCCUUCCUGUGGGUUAUUCCCAUUUGGGGCUGGCAUCACUUCGUGUCACAGACCUGGAACCGCCAGGAGGACAAGUGUGAGACAGACUUCUAUGAUGUCACCUGGUUCAAGAUCAUGACCGCCAUCAUCAACUUCUACCUGCCCACCUUGCUCAUGCUAUGGUUCUAUGCCAAGAUCUACAAGGCUGUACGGCAGCACUGUCAGCACCGAGAUCUCAUCAACGGAUCCCUCCCUUCCUUCUCUGACGUUAAGCUGAAGCCAGAGAAUCCCAAGGUGGGUGCUAAGAAAUCAGAGGAGUCUCCCUGGGAGGUUCUGAAAAGGAAGCCAAAAGAUGCUGGUGGUGGAUCUGUCUUGAAGCUACCAUCUGAAGACCCAAAGGAGAUGAAGUCCCCAGCUGUUUUCAGCCAAGAGGAGGUUGGAGAAGUAGACAACCUUCACUGCUUCCCACUUAACACUGUGCAGAUGCACACUGAGGCAGAGGGGAAUGACAGGGGCUACGUAGCCAUCAACCAGAGCCAGAGCCAGCUUGAGAUGGGUGAGCAGGGCCUGAACAUGCGUGAGGCCAACGAGAUGCCAGAGGAUCAGAUCCUGGGUGACAGCCCAUCCUUCUCCCAGACAGACUUAGACACCCCCCCAGAGCCAGCAUCUGGGAAAGGCAAACCGAGAGGUGGGUCUAACACAGGCCUGGAUUACAUCAAGUUCACUUGGAAGAGGCUCCGCUCACAUUCGAGACAGUGCGUGUCUGGGUUGCACAUGAACCGAGAACGGAAGGCUGCCAAACAAUUGGGGUUUAUCAUGGCGGCCUUCAUCCUUUGCUGGAUUCCUUACUUCAUCUUCUUCAUGGUUAUUGCCUUCUGUAAGAGCUGUUGCAAUGAGCAUGUACACAUGUUCACCAUCUGGCUGGGCUACAUUAACUCCACACUGAAUCCCCUCAUUUACCCUUUGUGCAAUGAGAACUUCAAGAAGACGUUCAAGAAAAUCCUGCACAUUCGCUCCUAAGGGAGACUAGAAGGGGAUGCAACAAAGUGACAUUUAGGAUGUCCCUGAAGGAAAUGGAGGAUGAAGGCCUGUGAGCUGCCAGGUACCUGGGCUUUCUGGAGUCAAAAGAAUAGUCUUAAGGGCUGGGUAAUUUGGAAAGUUCUCAGGCACCAUUGGAAGAACAGCAUAUGGCGGUGGUCAGUGGAGAGAUUGUACUCUGAGUAGAAAGUUGAAUAUUUCCAAGAGAAUCAAAUCUGGAUAAUUUUUCCUGCUCUGCAGGAAGUGUGGGAGCCUCAGACUCUCAUUGUAAUUCAAGCUUUCAGGCUUGAAUUAAUUGGCAACCAAAGGGACAUGUGGGUAGAGUUCCACUGGAAAAUUAGAUGGAACUCUGGAGCCUUCCUGGAAUGGCGCUGUAUGACUGUGCAGAGACCUUGCACAUGCAGAUAGAUGCUGUCCCAUGGGUCACCUUGAGAGGCAUGACAGCUGUUCCACUGUGACUGCCACUUCUCAGAACAUCUCUCUUCCGAGCCUCUUUUAUAGCUUUCUCCAGAACCAGUGUCUGGAACACCCUGGAAAUUCUGCCUUAUUACUUCUCACUCACGCAUGUCUUAGAGUUGAUAGGAAAUUAUGCAGCUUGUACAUCCGUUGUUUUCAACUCCAAAUUCCUUUUGGCUAUUAAAAAAAUAACGAUAAAAACUGCUCUCAAAAGAAACAGAAAAGGAAUGUUCUUAAUGGUUGCACAUUAAAAACAAAAAAAGAAAAAGGGGAGGAGAAAGCUAUAUUUCCUGAGGGCUGUGCCAGGGUUAUGUCACUUAAGCCCCAUGACAUCCCACAAGAGGAGGGUGGUAUUGCUAAAGGAGCAAAUUGAGGCACAGAAAGGUGAAAUAAGGUGCCCAAGAUCAAAUAGCUAGUUAUGUGAGGAAGCUACAGUGAAAACCCUGUGGGGUUCCAGAUCAUUGUGACACAUUUUCUCCAAAAGGCAAAAGUUUUCCUGUUAAGUACACACACACACACACACAAACACACAACAUUGCCAAGAGUGGUGACAUUUUCUCAAAACAAUAUGUUGAGAGCAGCAACAGCUGACAUAGAACAUGUCUGUGGCCUCAGGUGAUACUUUGAAAGGGACGGUGUGCAUUUUUAUCUGUGAGUUCUGCUGUGUUUGUUGAAAAGUCGUGUUCUUUUAUAGUCACACCUCUUAAGUAAAAACUAGCAAAGGCAUGGGAACAUACCAUUUUACUUGGUGUUUGUGUUGCAAUCUGAUUGUGAUUUAUAUUUUAAAAUGAUGCUAAACUGUAAUAUAUGUAGCAAAUGGGAGUGCCUAUACAAGCUGGUAUUUUGUGUCUUGUGUUCCUGUUUGCAUGAUCUCUUCAAAUGAGAGAUUUUUACCAACCUAAAAUAUGGUCUUUGAAACUA
Messenger RNA from Equus quagga, 3947 nucleotides. RefSeq names its product histamine receptor H1 (gene HRH1). Gene Ontology annotation, molecular function: histamine receptor activity; neurotransmitter receptor activity; G protein-coupled serotonin receptor activity. Bases 1092 to 2552 code for a protein of 486 amino acids. Lineage: Eukaryota; Metazoa; Chordata; Mammalia; Perissodactyla; Equidae. Gene Ontology annotation, cellular component: dendrite; membrane. Gene Ontology annotation, biological process: chemical synaptic transmission; regulation of vascular permeability; G protein-coupled receptor signaling pathway, coupled to cyclic nucleotide second messenger. The record is from RefSeq and is a predicted model, not a curated record. The transcript is spliced from 4 exons.